UAGCUGCUGCGGCAUUUAUGAGGCUGGUGCAGCGAGGGGGGGUCGUGGAAGGUCCGUGAUGGGAGCGAUGGUUGACCAGUGAAGAUCCCAGCCCUCUCCGAUCUCACUUCCAGCCCUUGAGUCUCAUUUCGUACUUCCACAUCAUGGCUGUCACGGCUGAAAAGGAAGCGACCUCGGCCAGGGAGAAGCUGAAUGAGGAUUCGGAGGAUGAGGACGAGUUCCUUGAGUACAGUCCGUGUGGAACCAUUACGAAGCUUCGGCAACAAGUGAAGCAGCAGGCCGUGCCCGGCAUCGACUACUCCUUCCUGGCCAUGGACACCGACAACGGAGUGGAGGUCGUCUGGAACGAGGUGCGGUUCUCGGAGAACAAGAACUGCAAGAAGUACAUGGCGCGGAUAUCGUCCAUCUUCGACAGUCUGCAGUCGAUCGACCACCCGAACAUCGUGGGCUUCCACAAGUACUGGUUCGACCAGCCGGACAAGACGGACAAGCCUCGGGUCAACUUCAUCACCGAGUACAUGUCGUCUGGCUCGAUGAAGCACUUCCUGAAGCGCACGCGCGCCUCCAAGAAGAAGAUGGCGAUCGAGUCGUGGAAGCGCUGGUGCCGCCAGGUCUUGUGGGCCCUGAGCUACUUCCAUUCGAGCUCGCCGCCGAUCAUUCACGGCAACCUAACCUGUGAUUCAAUGUUCAUUCAACACAACGGCCUGCUCAAGAUCGGCUCAGCGGCGCCCGACGUCAUCCAUCAGCACGUGAAGACGGUGCGGCCGGCGCAGUUCCUGAAGAACGCCCACUUCAUGGCGCCGGAGGAGGUGGUGCGGACGGCCGGCGACGAGCGCACCAGCAAGUCGGACAUCUACUCGUUCGGCAUGUGCGCGCUGGAGAUCGCGGCGCUGGAGAUCCAGGGCAACGGCGACUCCGGCACGCCGGUCACCAAAGAGAACAUCCACAACACAAUCGAGAGUCUGGAGCAUGACGCGCAGAAGGACUUCAUCCGCGCGUGCCUGCGGCCCGACCCGGAGAGCCGACCCACGGCGCGCCAGCUGCUCUUCCACCCGAUCCUCUUCGAGGUGCCCACACUCAAGCUGCUGGCCGCGCACGCCGUCGUCAACGACCCCAACAUCAGCCCCGAGGACGCCGAGGUGUACUGUAACCUGAGUCCGGACCUGGUGAUCGCUGAGAUGCGCCACGAGGGCCAGGAGCCCACCCAGCUGCGCGUGCAGGACGUCACCUCGGCCGAGAACAUCGGCAAAUUCGUCGAGGACGUCCGGGUCGGCAUCUACCCGCUGACGGCGUACGCGCCGCCGCCGCCGCCGCCCGUCACUCAGGCGCGCGCCGCCAGCCCCGACACCAUCGAGUCGGUGCACUCGGACACGCCGGAGCCGUCGGAGCGGGAGGGCCGCAAGGUGGUCACCAUGAUGUGCGAGGUCAAGUCGGACCCAGCGCUCGACGCCAGCUUGACGCUGGUGCUGUUCCUGCGGCUGGACGACAAGACCAACCGGCAGCUGUCGUGCCGACUGGCGCCCGACGACUCUGGCUCACUGCUCACCGACGAGCUGGUCAGACACGGCCUCGUGAACGAGAUGAACCGGGACGAGCUGACCAAGCUGAUCGACGGCCGGCUGCGGGCACUGCGUGUGCAGCCGGCCGUCGUGCCGGCCAGCUAACGGCCGCCGCGCCGCGCCGCGACGGCCGUAGAAUCUCGCCCGCCGAUGCCGUCUUCCGCCGCCUGCUCUCCGCCGCGCGCCCUGGGUCCAAGCGGUUUAUUUGCGCGCGCGCGCGCGCGCGCGCGGCGGCCCGCGCGAGGCCCGUGUAUAGACUGAGUGCGGUCGCUGUUCUGAGAGCGCGCCGCGGCGCCGUGCGGGUACUGUGAGGACCGGGAGCGGCCGGGGCCGCGGGCGCCCCCGCGGCCUGCGUGAGUGCCCCACCCGAGUGUGCGCUGUUUCUCAGGACAGAUUAUGAUGAGCUUAGUGCUACGCUUGGAUUGCUUGAGUUCUGUACGGACGUGCGUGGAAUCAAAAGGCGCAGGCUGGACGCCGUGGCGCGGGGUCUGGCCGACGGCGGAGCUGCCUGCUCAGGCGCACGCAAGACACUUCGAAGGGCAGGGGAGGGGUGGCUGCGCCCGCUUGCCCGGGCGUCUGGCCGACGGCGCGGCGCCGCCCACUGCUGCGCACAGCAGCACUGUACAGUAUAGCUCUCUGAGAGUAGCUGCGGAACGCACGCACAGGUGGCGCGGCCCGGCCGCCGCCGCUCCCGGGGCGCCGCGGCAGGGGUGCGCACUGCGUGACGCGCCCUGCGUGGCCGCCGGGCGACCCUUGCCUUGGAACGCGUUUACGUAAGGUUUUCUACCGCAACCGACAAUAUGGCAUUCCCUUUAGAUUCCACUAGUGGACAGCAUCGGCUGCGGGCCGGCUAGCCGCCACACGCAUUCGCCUUCCGCCUGAACCUUGCCAGUGCUUGAAAUAGGACCCGCUCCAGCAGUGCUGCCAUCUGUGGAGUGGUUUUGUCGGCACCGGCAGCCUGAGCGUUCCGGUCGUUCGAAAAUAUUUAGGCGAAAGUUCGGUCAAUGUGAGUUUCAUUACUGAUAACCUGUAAACGAAACUCGGAUUUGCCCGUUUUUAUCUUUAUUUAAUGAAUACAGUUCGGUUAACGUGCUGGCA
Messenger RNA from Pollicipes pollicipes, 2657 nucleotides. RefSeq names its product MLF1-adaptor molecule (gene Madm). NCBI's taxonomy places the organism in Eukaryota, Metazoa, Arthropoda, Thecostraca, Pollicipedomorpha, Pollicipedidae. Gene Ontology annotation, biological process: protein phosphorylation. Bases 144 to 1664 code for a protein of 506 amino acids. The transcript is spliced from 12 exons. The record is from RefSeq and is a predicted model, not a curated record. Gene Ontology annotation, molecular function: ATP binding; protein kinase activity.